Molecule: messenger RNA, 1770 nt
Organism: Acanthisitta chloris (rifleman)
Lineage: Eukaryota; Metazoa; Chordata; Aves; Passeriformes; Acanthisittidae
Gene: FRMD6
Product: FERM domain containing 6
Exons: 14
Coding region: 1-1770 (589 amino acids)
Biological process (GO): positive regulation of hippo signaling
Cellular component (GO): cytoskeleton; cytoplasmic side of apical plasma membrane
Source: RefSeq, a predicted model, not a curated record
AUGAACAAACUGACCUUCCACAACAACAGAGUCAUGCAGGACCGACGCAGUGUUUGCAUCUUCCUUCCCAACGACGACUCCCUCAACAUCAUCAUCAACGUGAAGAUUUUGUGCAAUGAGUUACUGGUGCAGGUGUGUGACCUCCUGAGGCUGAAGGACUGUCACCUCUUUGGGCUCAGCGUCAUCCAGAACAAUGAGCACGUGUACAUGGACCUGGCCCAGAAACUCUACAAGUACUGCCCCAAGGAGUGGAAGAAGGAGGCCAGCAAGGGUAUCGACCAGUUUGGCCCCCCAAUGAUCAUUCACUUCCGAGUGCAGUACUACGUGGAAAACGGGAGGCUCAUCAGUGACCGCACCGCGCGCUACUACUACUACUGGCACCUGCGGAAGCAGGUGCUGCACUCGCAGUGUGUGCUGAGGGAGGAGGCUUAUUUUCUCCUCACUGCCUUCGCCCUCCAAGCUGACCUCGGAGACUUUAAGAGGAACAAGCACUGUGGGAAGUACUUCGAUCCUGAAGCCUAUUUCCCCUCCUGGGUGGUUGCAAAGAGGGGCAAGGACUAUAUCCUGAAGCACGUCCCCAACAUGCACAAAGACCAGGUUGCCCUGACAGCCUCUGAAGCCCAUCUCAAGUACAUUAAGGAGGCUGUCCGGCUCGAUGAUGUGGCUGUGCACUACUACAGGUUGUACAAGGACAAAAGGGAAGUGGAGGCCUCCCUGACACUGGGGCUGACAACACGAGGCAUCCAGAUCUUCCAGAACUUGGAUGAGGAGAAGCAGCUGCUCUACGACUUCCCUUGGACAAAUGUGGGGAAACUGGUGUUUGUGGGCAAGAAGUUUGAGAUCCUGCCAGAUGGGCUUCCCUCGGCCAGGAAACUCAUCUACUACACAGGCUGUCCCCUGCGCUCCAGGCACCUCCUGCAGCUGCUGAGCAGCAGCCACAGGCUCUACAUGAACCUGCAGCCUGUCCUGCGCCAGGUCCGCAGGCUGGAGGAGAACGAGGAGAAGAAGCAGUACCGCGAGUCUUACAUCAGUGACACCCUGGACCUGGACAUGGAGCACUCUACUGCCAGUCACAGCAGCUCCCACACCUCUGGCAUCGAGGCCGACCCCAAGCCCAGGGAGGUGGGGCCUGAGGACACCUUCUCGGGCGCCAGUGCCCACCGCAAGCUGAAGACCUGCAGCUCCAUGACCAGCCACGGCAGCUCCCACACCUCCGGCGUGGAGAGCGGAGGGAAGGACCGGCUGGAGGAGGACUCUCAGGAUGAUGAAAUUGAGAUGCUGGUGGAUGACCCCCGGGAGCUGGAGCAGGCAGGAGAGAUGGAGGUGAGCCCUGACAUGUGUGUCUACAUCACAGAGGACAUGCUGCUGUCACGCAAGUUCAACGGGCACUCGGGACUUAUUGUGAAAGAGAUCAGCUCCUCCACCUCCAGCUCCUCAGAGACAGUGGUGAAGCUGCGGGGGCAGAGCACUGACUCCUUACCCCAGACAACCUGCAGAAAGCCAAAGACGUCGACAGACCGGCACAGUCUGAGCCUGGAUGACAUCAGGCUCUACCAGAAGGACUUCUUACAACUGGCCAACCUGUGCCAGGACACAGCACAGAGCUACACCUUUGGCUGUGCCCAUGGGCUGGAGGAGGAUGGGCUCUACUGCAAUGGCUGUUUGGCCCAGCAGUGCAUCAACAUCCAGGAGACCUUCCCAGUGAAAAGAACCAGCAAAUACUUCUCCUUGGAUCUCACCCACGACGAAGUCUCCGAGUUCGUCGUCUGA